Triplophysa rosa is the source of this 2922-nucleotide messenger RNA. RefSeq names its product homer protein homolog 1-like. Gene Ontology annotation, molecular function: G protein-coupled glutamate receptor binding. The transcript has 5 exons. The record is from RefSeq and is a predicted model, not a curated record. Gene Ontology annotation, biological process: G protein-coupled glutamate receptor signaling pathway; regulation of store-operated calcium entry. The coding region runs from base 462 to 926 and encodes 154 amino acids. Gene Ontology annotation, cellular component: cytoplasm; plasma membrane; dendrite. Lineage: Eukaryota; Metazoa; Chordata; Actinopteri; Cypriniformes; Nemacheilidae.
UCGAUAAGCGCGCGUGUCACACAUCUAUUAUCUGCAGCGGCCGCAGCCGGAAGUGAAAUGCACGGCGUACUGUCGAUGACGUCAGAGUGGCGAGCUCGGAGGCGUGACGUGAGAGCGCGAUGACAGAUAAUGAAUGAGAUGACAGGGGGAGCAGAUGACAGCAGACUCAUCGACAUCUCCGCUUCACAUCUGAUCGAUCUGUGUGGAUUUCUAUCAUUGAUCAGCUGAAAUCUGUGUGAGCUGAUGGAGGCGGACAUGAUGUCUCUGCAGUACAUCACCCACGAGUGGAUGUGACUCUUUCUCAGUGUGGAUGUAUCGGACGACGGGUGGAUGUAUUGAGGAUUUGUGCAGGAAUCUGUCAGAAUCGCACGCGCAUCAUGUCGGACUGAAAACACACGCGAGAAAACAGCGACAUUAAACCACGGACGUAUUCACUGAGGAGCCGAGCACGCGCCAGAAAAAUGGGAGAGCAGCCGAUCUUCAGCACGAGAGCUCACGUCUUCCAGAUCGACCCCAACACCAAAAAGAACUGGGUGCCCACCAGCAAACACGCUGUUACUGUGUCAUAUUUCUAUGACAGCACACGUAACGUCUACCGCAUCAUUAGUCUGGACGGCUCAAAGGCCAUCAUCAACAGCACCAUCACUCCUAACAUGACCUUCACCAAAACCUCACACAAGUUUGGUCAGUGGGCCGACAGUCGAGCGAAUACGGUGUACGGCCUGGGCUUCUCCUCUGAGGCUCAUCUGAGUAAAUUUGCGGAGAAGUUUGUGGAAUUUAAAGAAGCGGCGCGGUUAGCGAAGGAGAAAUCUCAGGAGAAGAUGGAGUUAACCAGCACACCGUCACAGCGCAAGUCUGUUUCGUGUUUUCCGCGUUUAAAGGUAAGAAGUGAAUCCCACAAAAACUCAAACCCAGAAUCCAUCUGAACCUUCCCAAAUUUGACCAAACGUGAGUGUUUCUCUCUCUCCUCAUUGAACCCCUGGAGACGGCCAGACAGUAACAGCUGUGAUGAUGAUGUUUUUAUUUCUCUUGUGAUGUCAUUUAAUGCUGUGAAACACAAACAGACUCGGAUCACAGCAAAGGUAAGACUCAAUCAGAUGAAUGUUGAAUAUAGACAUAUGCCCGGUUAACCGAAAAUAUCUAUCACGUGAUUUAUGCACAAUUUGUGAGUGCAGUACGGUAAAAUGCUGCUGCAUCCGAAAGCCAGAGGGUGCUCUCGUGCAGAAACUCCAAAUACACACUGCAGAAGAAGACCAUAACACAUGUAGUUCUAGGAAAUGCGUAAGGACAUGUUUUUAUCACUGAUCCUCAAUCCUCCUCAGGUAUUUUUAUGAUAAUAAAGUAUAUUUAUAAUGAUCGUGUUUGACGGGUGUUGCUUUUUUAAAUGCACGUUAUAAGCGACUUAAACUCGCACUGCUUUUAGAUCGAGCAGCAUUUCCUACUGAUCCCAGAGCCGUGCUUCACGGACAAGCGACGCAUCAAUAAAGUAAUCGAUAUUUUGCAUUAUCGCAGCCAGCUCGGUUUCAGCAGGAUUUAGUGGUAACCGCGGUUAACCGGGCACAUGCCUAGUUGAAUAUCUUUGUAGGGUUACUGUAUAUCUGCACAUCUAUCUACUGUAUAUUCUCCUCAUAUCUGUCAAGUCCUCUGGCGUGUGUGUGUGAGUGUGUGGGAAGGGCAAACCCUACGGUAUGGGGACAAAAUGUCCCCACAAAGAUGGCAAUAUCCAAAACUCUUGUCCUUGUGGGGACAUGUUUUUGUCCCCAUGAGGAAACAAGCUUAUAAAUCAUACAGAAUGAACUUUUGUGAAAAUGUAAAAGAGCAGACAGUUGUGUGUGAUUGUUAGGGUUAGGGGUAGGGAAUAUGAUAUACAGUUUGUACAGUAUAAAAACCAUUGUGUCUAUGGAAUGUCCCCAUAAAACAUGGAAACCCAACAUGUGUGUGUGUGCGUGUGUGUUCACUUUAUAAACAGACAUGGAGCUGUCAUUCCAGUGAUAGCUUCACUUCUAAAGAGCACCUUUCUAUCGUGACGUGUUAAUGAAAUGUUUCAUUGUGCAUUUAAGCUUUUCUCUUUCCACGAAUAAAGCCAAGUGCGUUCUGUGUGAUUCAUGUCAGACUUUGAGAACUGACACACCUAACAAGACUCGUCUGGAGUUUUAGGUCAAGCCGACUCUCGACGUUUGCGACACGGACAGAAUUUCAUGGGAAGAUAAAUGUGAUGACUUUGAUGGUGAAAAGAUCAAUUGUGUGCACCUGUCUCACGUUCAGAGAUUACCGCAAUCUGGGAUGUUUUACACUUGUCCCUUACAAACACACAACAACAACAACAGUGCUGCCGCGCUAGUGUGAUCAUGUUUUCAAGCAGGUUCUCCUCUAGCUCUCAGAUGGUGGGGUGUUCCCUUUCUGUCGGUCUCUCGACGUUGUGUCGAGCCGACAGAUGGGGUUCGCUCUUGAGAAGCUAUGAACUUCUGACUAGUUUAGAAAAGGCCAAUGAAAUUGGCGAAUGAAAUUUGCAUGCCGGACUCCGCCCCCGGAUAUCCGGGUAUAAAAGGGAGACGGCGUGCUGCAUUCAUUCACCUUUUGUUCUUCGGAGCCUUCACACUGAUCGACUUCGAGACUUCAAACUCUAUGCCGAAUUACUGCUGGAAUCUUAUGACGUGGUGCAGCUGACGGUCCCUUCCUGCAGCGACUUUCCCCUGGGCGUCUCGGCAGUUCCAGAAGUGUUUGAGUUUUUUCUCUAAAAGAGCUCAUUUCUCCAGCGUGGCAUGUCCCACUGUUCUCAUGGGUGCAACACACUCAUUGAGGAGGGGGACGGACACGGUGUCUGCUUCCAGUACGCUGGGGCAGACGUUGUGGAUACGUCCUGCCCGCACUGCGGGCGGUUGACGAUUCAGAUGUUGCAUCACAGGUGGUUCCCACAGGACU